UCGUUUGACAUAUUGACAGUACGAACAAAAACACAAUGCACGUGCUGAAAUUAACUAAAUAAAAUAUCUCAAAUUGGCAUCAAAAGAUAAUUCAAAAUGUCUCGAUUAAUUGUGAAAAAUUUACCAAAUAAGGUAACAGUUGAUUCUUUAAAAGAACUUUUUGGACAAAAAGGCGAAGUAACAGAUGUACAACUGAAGUACACUAAGGAUGGCAAGUUCAGGAACUUCGGUUUCGUGGGAUACCGAUCAGAGGAGCAGGCGUCCGCCGCAAGAGAACACUUUGAUGGAACAUGUGUGCGUUCUAUGAAGAUUCAAGUUGAAAUCUGUGCUAACCUAGGUGAUGAAAAGAAACCCAGAGCAUGGAGCAAGUACGCCCCAGGCAGCACAGCCUACAAAAAACUGCACAAAAAUGAUAUUCCUGAUGAAAAGAAAGAAAAGAAGAAACUCAACAAGAAAGAGAGAAAUAAAAUAAAAAUACUGGAGUUGCUUAAAAAGCAUAAAGAUGACCCCCUAUUCACGGAAUUCAUGGACGCCCACAUGAAUGAUACAACUAGUUGGAUCAAAGAAGCCCUGGAUGAGGCAGCAAAGAGUGAUGAGCAUGACAGUGGCUUGGAAGAUGAGAGCGCUCCAAAAGCAUCAGAAGAGAAAGCUUCCGAGGCACCUGAGCCCAAGAGUGACCAAAACAAUGAAGAUAAAGUAGCCAAUAAGCAGAUCAGUGAUUUAGAGUAUAUGAAACUGCUGAUGAAAAGGGUAGAUGGUUAUACUGAGAAAGCUCCUGAGAAGCCUACUUCAGUUGAACAAGAUAAGCCAAAGAAAGUGAGAAAUAGGCCUCUCUUCCACAUAAAAAUUACAGGUUUACCUUUCACAUGUAAGAAGAAGGACAUCAAAGAGUUCUUUAGGCCUCUGGUACCCUAUUCCAUCAGACUGCCCGGCCUUAAACAAAGGAAAUUGUCAGGCUUUUGCUUUGUUGGAUUUAGGACCGAGAAAGAGUUCAAAAAGGCACUUGCUAAAGACAAAUUGUUUUUAGGAAAUAAUCGUGUUCAUGUCAGUAAAUAUGAAGACAAGGCCAAAAAAGCGGCAGAAGAAGAAGAGAAUGAUGUAAAACGAAAAAAACAAGAGACUCAAGGCAAUGAAGAAUCUAUUGGCGAAAGCGGCAGUAUAUUUAUACGGAACCUUCCAUAUAUCGUGUCUGAAGAAGAAAUCACCAGUCUUUUCGAAAAGUUUGGUCCCCUCGCAGAGACCAACCUGCCCAUAGACGCAGUUACGCGGCAACCGAAAGGAUUCGCCACGGUCACAUUCAUGAUGCCCGAGCACGCAGUUGCCGCGUACACCGCGCUAGAUGGCACCGCUUUCUGCGGCCGCAUGCUGCAUCUACUGCCUGCUAAGGCGGAGAACACCGACAACAGCGAUGACGAGGGACUCACAUUCAAAGAGAAAAAAGCAAAGAAAUUACGGAAGGAAGCGAAAUCCUCACACAACUGGAACUCUCUGUUCUUGGGCGCCAACGCGGUCGCGGACGUCGUGGCGGCCAACUACAACACCACCAAGGACCAACUCCUCAGCGACGAUAGUAAAACUACAAGUGCCGCUGUAAGACUGGCGCUUGGCGAGACCCAGUUGGUCUCUGAAACGAGGCAUUUCUUAGAAAACAAUGGAGUAUAUUUAGACGCCUUCAAUACAGUAUCUAAAAAGAGAUCGAAAACAUGCAUACUUGUCAAGAAUUUACCAGCAAACACCGAUAACGAAGAACUCAAAGCAUUGUUUGCAAAACACGGCCACAUCGCCAGAUUUCUCAUGCCCAAACACGGCAUAUCCGCUCUAGUCGACUUCAUCGAACCGUUCGAAGCCAAAAAGGCCUUUACUAAAUUAGCUUACUCACAGUUCAAGAACGCGCCACUGUAUUUGGAGUGGGCGCCUGAGAAUGUGUUUAUUAAAACGGCAGAGAAAUCAGAAGCGGAACAUAAGCUGCCUAUUGUCGAAGAUGCACCGAAAACAAAUGAAAAGAGGAAACGUGAGAAGACGAAAACGGAUCAGAGUGAAGUAAUGAAUACAGAACAGGUGGAAUCUAAACCUGAAACGGUGGAGGAAAAAGUUGAGAUGGGAGAUCCCGAAAACGAUACCGUGCUAUUUGUUAAGAACCUCAAUUUCAAAACAACUGAGGAUAGCUUAAAACAGCAUUUCCAAGGUUGCGGUAAGUUACACAGUGUAACGAUAGCAAAAAAGAAGGACCCGAAAAAUCCUGGUCAAUUAUUGUCUAUGGGUUACGGAUUCGUACAGUUCUACAAGAAAGCCCAGGCCAAUGAAGCUUUGAAAGAGCUGCAGAGUUCCACUUUAGACGGCAAAACCUUGGAAUUAAAGAGAUCGGAACGAGGAAACACAACUGAGGUGAAGACAAAUAAAAAGGACACGAAACAUACUGCUCAAAAUGGCACCAAGAUACUUGUUCGUAAUGUUCCAUUCCAAGCCAACAGAAAUGAGUUACAGGAAAUAUUCAGGGCUUUUGGUGAAAUAAAAACAUUGAGGUUGCCGAAAAAACUGUCGCCUGGAUCAGAUCAGCAUCGGGGGUUCGCGUUCGUGGACUACCAUUCAAAGGCUGAUGCUAAGGCUGCUUUUGAGGCCCUCUGCCACUCAACCCAUCUUUACGGAAGGAGGUUAGUACUAGAGUGGGCCGAUCAGACAGACGAGAACGAAGAUGUAGACGCGUUAAGGAAAAGGACUGCACAGGCGUUCAACGCCAAGUCGGUGGGCGGCAAGAAAUCAAGGAAAGGAGCCGUCGAUGUAGAAACAUUUGUAGAUGGUGAAUAAUGUAUAAAUUUAAACCACACAU
Molecule: messenger RNA, 2827 nt
Organism: Cydia amplana
Lineage: Eukaryota; Metazoa; Arthropoda; Insecta; Lepidoptera; Tortricidae
Product: probable RNA-binding protein 19
Exons: 15
Coding region: 97-2805 (902 amino acids)
Cellular component (GO): nucleus; cytoplasm
Molecular function (GO): mRNA binding
Source: RefSeq, a predicted model, not a curated record